AUGGGAACACAAUACGCAUCGGCCGUGGAAGGGCUCACGCAAGCCGGAUACAAGGCAUCAUGGACCAUUGACAGCAAGAACUGGACGGCACUUGGGGAAGUCAUGACAAAAGACAUCUACUACGACAGCUCAAGCCUGGGAGCCUACGGAGGGAAAUCAGUCGGUCUAGACGAAGUCACAGCUGCUAUCAGCGCCGCCGGUAAAAACGCGAAGACCGAACACCUCGUCACAAACCUCUAUGUCAAAGAGCUGCAGACUCCGACCAAGGCUAGAGUCAUCACAUACAUUACAUGGUCGCAUUGGGUGGAAAGUGCAUUGAAAGACAUCACCAAGACUUUUAGGAUCUAUUACAUGUGUGAUGACAUUUGGGUGAUUCAGGAUGGAGCUUGGAAAAUGCAGCAUAGUAUUGUGCAGAAUAUGGGGUAUAAGGCUGAGGCUCCGUACUUUGGUUGAGAUAUUUGCUCCUCUUGGUGUUGAAAACGAGUAUGUCAUAAUGGACGACCAUGUUACAGACAGACAGACAACAUGUGUUGACCGCCGUAUCGUAAUCAUAACAAGCCGCUUCCUUCGAUCCA
Pseudocercospora fijiensis CIRAD86 is the source of this 575-nucleotide messenger RNA. RefSeq lists its product as uncharacterized. The transcript has 3 exons. Bases 1 to 453 code for a protein of 150 amino acids. The record is from RefSeq and is a predicted model, not a curated record. NCBI's taxonomy places the organism in Eukaryota, Fungi, Ascomycota, Dothideomycetes, Mycosphaerellales, Mycosphaerellaceae.